UAAAAAUUACCCAGCUGUCUGUUUCUUUCAAAACGACGACCAAUCAGAACAACACACUUCAAAGGAGAUUUUUUAUGGCCGAAGAAGUUCCAGGGUUCUCUCUUCUCUCUCUGUUGUGUAGCUUGCAGAUGGAGCUCUCUCCUCCACCACAUCUAUUGAUUCCGAGGAUUCGAAGUCCACAACACGUGGUGAGGUUGUGGAAUCUGAAUCUUACUCCCAGUCCAAGGAGGUGGAGGCGGAGGUGGAGGCGGAGAUGGAUGGAAGUUCCAAGAGCGUCGAGGGCACUGGAACAGGCUGGGGGGAAGAUGGUGGUGGAGUUGGUGGGAGCGUUCAACGAGCUCACGGACAGGAUGAAUGUGCUUUCAACGAGUUCUUCGAGGAUACUCUUCAAGGCUCUGAAGCUGUCCAUUCCAAUACUGCAGAACUUACCCCUGGCUCCUGAUGGCCGGUCUCCUCUCUCCAAGGCUUUGUCUGUGGCUCUUGUUCUUGCCGAUCUUCAGAUGGAUGCAGAAGUUAUUUCGGCUAGUAUAUUAACUCAAGUUUUUGAGGCUGGUGCAAUAUCCAUACAUGAAGUCAGUUAUCGCAUGGGUACUGGUACUGCUCAUCUACUGCAUGAAAUUUUGCGUGUGAAGCACAUUCCUUUAAGAAUUGAAGUUUUAGAUGAUGAUGGUGCUGCUGCUUUAAGGAAGUUCUGCCUUACCUACUAUGAUAUUCGAGCUGUGAUUCUGGACUUAGCUCUCAAGCUUGAUAUGAUGAGGCAUUUGGAUUAUCUGCCUAGAUAUCAGCAGCAAAUGCUGUCUCUACAAGUUAUGAAGAUACAUGCCCCCUUGGCUUAUGCCGUUGGAACUAACUACUUGUCAUUGGAGCUGGAGGAUCUCUCAUUUCGCUACCUUUUCCCGUAUUCAUACCUCUAUGUGGAUACAUGGCUACGCAGCCAUGAGACGGGAAAUAAGUCUUUAAUUGAUACGUACAUGGAAGAGCUGCAUUGUUCGCUUAAAGCAGAUCCUAUCUUAGCAGACAUGGUGGAGGAUAUCUCCAUCAAAGGUCGCUAUAAAAGUCGGUUCAGCACAAUGAAGAAGCUCUUGAAAGACGGUCGCAAGCCAGAGGAGGUGAAUGAUGUUUUAGGUUUACGGGUAAUUCUGAGUCCCAGAUCUACAGAAAAUAUGCCAGAAGUAGGUGAAAAGGCAUGCUACAGGACACGUGAAAUUAUCCAAUCUUUGUGGAAAGAAAUGCCACACAGAACAAAAGACUAUAUUGCCAGGCCCAAAGCCAAUGGAUAUAGGAGCUUACAUAUGGCAGUUGAUGUGAGUGACAAUGGCAAAUCUAGACCACUAAUGGAAAUUCAAAUAAGAACUGUGGAGAUGGACCUGCAGGCAGUUGAUGGAAUGGCAUCACAUUCAUUGUACAAGGGUGGUCUUACUGAUCCAGAAGAGGCAAAGCGGCUCAAGGCUAUAAUGAUGGCAGCUGCUGAACUUGCAGCAUUGCGUCUUAGGGAUCUUCCAUCUGCUAAAGGGAUUGAGAUUGAUCACAGAGAGAGAGUAUUUCGUCUUUUCGACAAGAAUGGUGAUGGCCAGAUCAGCAUUGACGAACUUAUGGAAGUGAUGGAAGAGCUUGGUGCGCCAGGGGAAGAUGCUAGGGAGAUGAUGCAGCUCCUUGAUGCAAAUAGUGAUGGUUCUUUGAGCUCUGAUGAAUUUGACACAUUUCAGAAACAGGUUGAAUUCAUGCGAGCUUUAGAGGACAGAGAUGAUGAAUACAAGACCAUGUUGAAUGAGAAACUUAAAAUGGCAGAAGAUAGUGGCUUGAUUAAGCUAUAUGGUCAAGAGCUUGGCAACAAGCUUGCAAACUAGGACCUGUUAAAUGCUGUACAUAAUAUCCUGAAACUGAAUAUUUUUCCUUUUUGUGAAAAAAAAAAAGGUUUAUAGGUUGCAACUGUGAACCCAAAUAGGCUAAAUAAAUUCCCAAGUAUAAAAUUGCAAGUAAUUAUUUGUUAGAGCCUGGAAUCUAGGGGUGUUCACGUUUGAGCCCUAUCAGUUUCUCUAUCUUCUCUUCUAUGUGCUAUCUGCACUGUCCUCAACUUAAAAUCUUUAGCGACUUCAAACUAAGAUUUUCUUGACGUCGACAGCACAAACCUCCAGAGACUUCAAGUGUUAGUUGGUUCCUCUCUGCUUUGCCAUCACCUAUGCCUUUCAAGGUAUGCUUAGGUGGAUUGGUGGUGAUCUUAAAAACAAAAGUUGGUAUGUCAUUGAGGUGUGGGCUAAUGCUAUUUUUCUGAGAUGGGCUCUUGCAACUAGCUGUUGUAUUUUACUGAAUUUUGGAGGCUUUUUUUUUUUUUUUUCUGUAUUUGUUCCCCUAUCCCUUCCCUUUAACCUUUUGUUUGUUUUAUUAUAAAUCUAUAGUAUUUACUUUCAAAAAUCGAUAGUGUAGAAAUUAAUUCAAACAAGAAAUAGUUCAGCUUCUUUCACUUGUCUAUAUUGAAUUAUUUUAACAAGCAAUUUAGUCUAAUUCCAGUGUUUCUAU
Molecule: messenger RNA, 2517 nt
Organism: Manihot esculenta (cassava)
Lineage: Eukaryota; Viridiplantae; Streptophyta; Magnoliopsida; Malpighiales; Euphorbiaceae
Product: probable GTP diphosphokinase CRSH, chloroplastic
Exons: 5
Coding region: 75-1847 (590 amino acids)
Biological process (GO): guanosine tetraphosphate metabolic process
Molecular function (GO): calcium ion binding
Source: RefSeq, a predicted model, not a curated record